Carcharodon carcharias (great white shark) is the source of this 1241-nucleotide messenger RNA. RefSeq names its product translin (gene tsn). Lineage: Eukaryota; Metazoa; Chordata; Chondrichthyes; Lamniformes; Lamnidae. Gene Ontology annotation, molecular function: RNA binding; single-stranded DNA binding; sequence-specific DNA binding. The transcript has 6 exons. Gene Ontology annotation, biological process: RNA metabolic process. Gene Ontology annotation, cellular component: cytoplasm; nucleus. The record is from RefSeq and is a predicted model, not a curated record. The coding region runs from base 5 to 865 and encodes 286 amino acids.
GGCCAUGUGUGCGACCAGCGGUAGGAAAGGACCCCGAGAGGGGCUCGUCGCAUGUGGCCCGCCGCCGUCGCCUCUGUGGAGAAGGAGCUGCUUAUGUGGGCCGCUGGAUAAACACGCGCGUUUAUUUUUUCCCCUACCCCCCCGCCUCAUUCGUGUUAUGGUGGUGAUGAUGUCGGUGACGGAUUUGUUCAGCGUUAUCCAGGGCUCCCUCACCGCGGACCAGGAUGUGAGGGAGGAAAUAAGAAAAGUUGUUCAAGGCCUCGAACAGACAGCUCGUGAGAUUCUUACCCUGCUGCAGACUGUUCAUCAGACAUCUGGCUUGAAAGACAUACCAAGUAAGUGCCAGAAAGCACGUGAACAUUUUAAUGCUGUGAAGGUACAUCUAGAGGAACUGAAGACCAAGUUCCCUCCAGACCAGUACUACAGGUUUAACGAGCACUGGAGGUUCGUGCUGCAACGCCUCAUCUUCCUGGCAGCGUUCGUGGUCUAUCUGGAGUCAGAAACCCUGGUGACUCGGGAAGCUGUUGCAGGAGUACUAGGAAUUGAAGUACACCGAGACAAAGGAUUUCAUCUCGAUAUUGAGGAUUACCUUUCAGGACUGCUGAUCCUAGCUAAUGAACUGUCGAGGCUCGCUUUGAACAGCGUCACCGCCGGCGACUACUCCCGGCCCCUCCGAAUCUCCUCCUUUAUCAACGAGCUGGAUUCUGGAUUCCGCCUGCUCAACCUGAAGAACGACUCCCUGCGGAAGCGCUACGAUGGCCUGAAGUACGACGUGAAAAAGAUAGAGGAAGUGGUGUACGACCUGUCAAUACGUGGGCUAGGGAAAGGAGACGGACCCACCGAGGGCAAAGUGGCGGAAAAAUAACUUUUGGUGGGGUGGUGCAGGGUCGUUGAAGGAGGUAAAUUAGUUACUGACAGACAUUGUUUGCAAUGUAACUAUGGUGAUGGAGACAGGCAAGGUGUUGGCUAUAAUGUUGGCAUAGGGGGAAGGGAGUGAAAUUAUCCCACGUUGCUGCAACCUUGUGUUUAAGAGGUUUAAUUUCCCUCUGUGUUAAGGGGGGUUGUGGGCAGCCUUAUUUUCUUCAAGAGAAAAAUCCAUGCCACUAAUUAUUUCAAGUGGUAAGCUUUCCUGCACAUGUACAAUACAUCCCACCCUUGUCACUCAAGUUGUGCUCAGCCCAUUUAACUUUAGACUAGGCCUUUUAUGUACUGCAAAUGGAAUAAACCAAAAUGUAGAGGUA